This is a messenger RNA of Gasterosteus aculeatus aculeatus (three-spined stickleback), 2767 nucleotides long. Its product is annotated as kelch-like protein 33. The record is from RefSeq and is a predicted model, not a curated record. NCBI's taxonomy places the organism in Eukaryota, Metazoa, Chordata, Actinopteri, Perciformes, Gasterosteidae. Gene Ontology annotation, molecular function: protein binding.
ACUUAUUGUUCAGAAUUGUGUCAUUGACAUUUCACUUGAAAUGAACACUAAUUGCAGUCUAUAUUGACUCUACUUUCUUCCUCUGAGUGCCGAGGUCUGGUUGAAACUGAAUCCGCCUGACCCAGCAGCUAUGAAUAGCUGCUGUUUAUGCACUGACCGACAUUAAGUCUAUGAGAGAGUCAGGACAGUCAGAAAGAUCUGUAAAGGCAGGAAGGAAAAUAUAAGAAAGACAAGAUACUUCAAAAUGUUGCUGGACGGCAACAGUACCUAAAAAAUACCCGAGAAAGUAGUAUUAGGGCCCAGCAUGGAGCUUUCUAGGGAUUUCCUUCCAAAAGAAUGGGAGGAGAGAUGGAGGAGAGAGAAGGAGAAGAGGAAACGGGUGAUUGAAGAAGGUGGAGGAGAAGAAAUUGAACAGGACAACCAUGAACUUAUGAGGAUCGUGGCGUACAAUGACUCCAGGAUGGGGCUGAUGGGUCUGAGGGGUAGGAGACAGGAUUCGGAGUUCGGGGCAAAUGGUGCUUAUCUUGAAGGAAAUGGACAGCACGUGAGAAAGACUGCAUUUUGGGGUGAAGGACUUGGUGAUAAAGUCCUUCCCUACCGCAGUGACACCCACCCCAAAGAGGUGUUCGUUGCCCUGAAGGAAUUCUGGGAUGCAUCUCUCCUCACAGACUUGACUCUAACCACUGCCAGCGGGAACGGCUUCGACGUACACGCCACUAUUCUUGCUGCCGUCAGCUCUUUCCUCCGUGAGAGGCUGAGGGAUGAAAACAACGAGAAUAACGCAGUAGUCCAGAGGCACUCACUGUCUCUGUCUCCUGGGGUCGAUCAUGUCGGGCUACAGGCAAUUUUGGAGUUUGCCUACACUGGAGCUGUAUCGUCUCUUAACAACGACAACCUGUCCUCCGUUGUGGCUGCUGCUCAAGCUCUGGGCGUGCCUAGAGUGCUGGAUCUCUGCAACCAGGAGGAGGAGAUGAAAGAAGACGGGAGUCCUGAGAAGGAAGAGAGAAACGUAUCUGCCCUAGAACAGAUGAAGAUUACUCUUCAGUCCAUUAAGCAGCUGUGGGCAGAUGGUGUUGGAUGUGAUGUGAUCUUGAAAGUGGACGAUGCUUUAUUCCAUGUCCACAGAGUCGUCCUGGCAGCAAGCAGUGACUACUUCCGAGGCAUGUUCACCUGCGGGAUGAGGGAAUCCAAUCAGACCUGUAUUGCCCUUCCUUUCCUGUCACCUUCUGAGCUGGAUGCUCUGAUUAGCUGCUCCUACAGUGGGACCCUUUCACUUAGCUGGGGCUGUGUCUUCGAGAUAUCCUGCACUGCCCUCCAGCUUCAGUUCCAGCCUGCAAUCUCGCUCUGCCUCAGAUUCAUGCGGCAGGAAAUGGAGGCAAGCUCCUGCCUGGAUGUGGCAUCUUUUGCUGAUGCCUACCAGAUGUCAGAGUUGCUUGAGGAAGCCAAUGACUUUGUGCUGAGGAACUUCUGGGAGGUGUCUGCCACGUCAAAGUUUCUGGAUCUAUCUGCGGAGAAGCUUCUGGAGAUCCUUCUUUGCGAUGGUCUGUGCGUGCCCUCAGAGCUGGCUGUGUUUCGGGCCGUAAUCUCUUGGAUCGAGGCUGAUCCUGAGGAGAGGUUGGGCAAAGCUGGUGUACUGAUGACCGGAGUCCGGUUCCCUCUCAUGACCUUUCGAGAGUUCAGGGAGGUCAGGGCUGUUAACCUACGCAUGGAGGGUAAUGGAGACAAUGAGAUGGAACUCUAUGGUCCAGCACUCAAGGAAUUUGGUUUCAGCCUAUCAGAAACCCAGGAUCAGGGCCGGGUCCGACGUCCCAAAGAGACCCUGGUUGUGGUCGGGGGGGACCAGUUGAACCCAGAUGUGGGACAGCGCCUUCCAAGUAGGAAUCUGUGGUUUGCAAACUCCUUACGCAGCAGCACAGGGUUGGUGAAGGCGAUCGAGUGGAGGAGGCUGAGUGAGAUGCCAGACAGGCCAAAGUUCAGGCAUGGAAUAGCAGCAAUGGUCGGUAAGUUGUACGUCUUUGGAGGAUGUUACUCCUACUGCAAGGAUGACAUGAUGAAAUCUGCCUACAGUUAUGACCCCGUGCAGGACAGCUGGAAAAGGCUAGCUGACAUGCAGGAAUUUAGAAGCAACUUCUCAGUGGUGGUACACGGCAAGCUUCUGUAUGCCAUUGGUGGAGACAAGGAGAUCAACACCAACGUAGAUAGCGUUGAGAUGUAUGACCCAGGCACUGACUCCUGGAGCUUUGUCCAGCCUCUGGACCGGGCUCUGAGCGGCCAUGCUGUCACCGCCAUGGAUGAAGCGAUAUUCAUCUCUGGCGGUUUCGACUGCAAGUACGUGUGUCUGGUUUCCAUGUUCCUGUACAACCCAAGAGAAGGCACCACCUCCCUGGCAGACAUGACCCAUGACCGGGCACAGCAUUGCAUGGAGACCCUGCAAGGCCGUCUCUACGUCGCCGGUGGCUUGUGUAACCUGGGGAAGUUUUACACCAACCAGCUACUCUGUGAGGCGUACGAUCUUGUGGCCGACUCCUGGACUGCCUUCGCGUCUCUGACUCUGCCCCAUGUGGGGGCGGCCUCAGCCAUCCUGGAGGGGAAGAUAUACGUCCUGGGAGGGUACUGCCAGGAAUAUUGCAGUGAGUCUGGACUGGUCCACCGGUUCGAACCCAGCACGCAGCGAUGGGAGAACAUGGGCAAACUGCCCGAGGAUAUUACAGACAUACGAGCAUGUAUACUCCGACUGCCCGAGCAUUUCAGACUUUAUGACUGGUGA